Messenger RNA from Lampris incognitus (smalleye Pacific opah), 1595 nucleotides. It is a transcript of the gene htatsf1, whose product is annotated as HIV-1 Tat specific factor 1. Gene Ontology annotation, cellular component: U2 snRNP; U2-type spliceosomal complex. Lineage: Eukaryota; Metazoa; Chordata; Actinopteri; Lampriformes; Lampridae. The transcript has 10 exons. The coding region runs from base 27 to 1436 and encodes 469 amino acids. Gene Ontology annotation, molecular function: RNA binding. The record is from RefSeq and is a predicted model, not a curated record. Gene Ontology annotation, biological process: mRNA splicing, via spliceosome.
CGAGUUGAUUCAAGUAUUGUCGCGGAAUGAAGAUGAGUGGUGAAUCGGGUGGGAACAAAGAGUUUAUGGAGCAGCUGCGGAUGCAGCAACUGUACGGUCAACGAAGUGAGGAUGGUUCUGACCCGUAUACCUACACUGACCCAGAGGAUGGGACGGUAUAUGACUGGGAUCAUGACAAGAAAGCCUGGUUCCCCAAAAUAACAGAGGACUUUAUUGCAGCCUACCAGGCCAACUAUGGCUUCACUCAGGAUGGAAAUCCAGAUGCUAACGCUUCCACAGUUGGUGAGGCAGCAGCCUCUGGUCCAUGUGAUAAGGCUCCGGAAAAAGGAAAUCCAGCAGAACCAGCCCAGACGGAAAACUCCAACCAGGAUCCAACACAAGCCACAGAGGCAAAACAGAAAGGAGAAAAGAGGAAAGCAGAGCCAGGAUGGUUUGAUGUGGACAACAAUAAGAACACUAAUGUCUAUGUGUCAGGCCUACCUCCUGACGUCAGUAUUGAGGAGUUUGUCGAGUUGAUGUCCAAGUGUGGUAUCGUGAUGCGGGACCCCAUCACUGAGGAGUAUAAAGUCAAACUCUACAAGGACAGAGAGGGCAAUCUGAAAGGAGAUGGCCUCUGCUGCUAUCUCAAGAAAGAAUCGGUGGCCCUGGCUGUGCGUCUGAUUGAUGAGUCUGAGAUCAGAGGUUACCAUCUCCAUGUGGAGGCAGCACGGUUUGAGAUGAAGGGCGUGUAUGAUGCCAGUAAAAAGAAGAAGAAGAGCAAGGAAUAUAAGAAGAAGAUGCAGCAGCAACAGAAGCAGUUAGACUGGCGGCCAGAGAAGCAAGGAGAAGUGAGAAAGCGCCAUGAGAAGGUUGUCAUCAUUCAGAACAUGUUCCAUCCCAGUGACUUUGAGGAGGACCCACUGGUGCUGAAUGAGUAUCGGGAGGACCUGAGGACAGAGUGUGAGAAGUUUGGGCCGGUCAAGAAAGUCAUCAUCUUCGAUAGACACCCAGAUGGCGUGGCAUCGGUAGCAUUUAAGGAGCCGGAUCAUGCUGAUGCCUGUCUGCUGGCGUUGGAUGGUCGCUGGUUUGGAGGCCGCAAACUCUCUGCUCAGCUGUGGGAUGGAACCACAGACUACCAGGUGGAAGAGACAACAAGAGAGCGAGAGGAGCGGCUGAAGGGCUGGUCUAAUUUCCUGGAAGAAAGCAAAAAUCAGGGGCAGCAGGGCACUGACACAACUGAGCCAGCAGAGGUAGCCACCCCCACUGAAACAACACAGACACUGAGCAACACAGCAUUAGGCCAAGGCCCGGCUAGAACAGCUCCCCCACCAGAGCCCGAGCAGGACAAGAGAACGAGCAAUGACCCAGGAACAGGACAACAGUUGCAAGAACAAACUGAGGAGGAAGUUGGAUCCACAGACAGCAGCCUGGCUGGAAGUGAUGAGGAGGAGGCCUAGAUUACCCACUACAACUCAAUCUCUUCAUCAACUGCUUAGGACAGCGCUGCCUAAAAGUGAACUGAACUGUUGUGAACCACCUUGUCGAACUGAAAAGGAUAAAAGAAAUCGGACAUUGUCUUUUGUAAUGUAGUGGAAUAAAGUGUUUUUCUCUACCUU